Molecule: messenger RNA, 246 nt
Organism: Notodromas monacha
Lineage: Eukaryota; Metazoa; Arthropoda; Ostracoda; Podocopida; Cyprididae
Source: the annotation of a GenBank genome assembly
AUGGAAAAAUUCGCGCGUGAAAUUGAUUUGGAAAGUGUCGGAAAGGUGUUGCGAAUUGAACAAAAUUUAGUCGGCGAUGUCGGUUGCGUCGUGUGGGACGCCGCUUUGGCGCUUGUGAAAUUUCUCGAUGUUCAAAAACUGAAUCCGGCGGCGUCUGAGACUAUCGUCGACGUUUCCGGUAAAACUAUUGUGGAACUGGGUUCCGGGACUGGUUGUGUCGGUAUAGCUGCUGCUUUGCUUGGGUGA